Molecule: messenger RNA, 6064 nt
Organism: Pelobates cultripes (western spadefoot toad)
Lineage: Eukaryota; Metazoa; Chordata; Amphibia; Anura; Pelobatidae
Source: the annotation of a GenBank genome assembly
CCUAGAACACCUUUAUCGGUAAUCGAUAGCUUGGAGCUGCGUCCAUCACGUUCUUUUUUUUGUCCAGUAGGUGGCAGUGUGCGCUACGCGGCCGGUGAUAUAAAAACGUGAUGACGACACGCUCUCUCCCUUUCCUCUGUCAGCAGCGAGGUAAGGCUAUGGAUGGCGGCAGGCAACCUGGUGUAAUCCUGUUGCAUCCUAUUUGUGGGGACCGAAUCCGACCCCGCUCUGGGCCCCAGAGAAGGCUGCAGGGUGUCCUUUUACCGGGGAGCCGUGUAUGGACGGGGUGUACUGGCGGAUGGCUUGGCUAGCCAGAGUUCAGUGGCUUGUCCAUUUCCUGACUCACUGCUACCAUAGGAUCAAUGCGGGCUGUACAGGCCUCUGUCUAUGUACCGGUCUGACAUUGAUACUGUAUACCUGGGCAGUAGGUUAUUCUGUAAAAUAAAUAAAAUCAUUGCUGUGAUGUCAUAUAUUGACUGUGCUGCCCUAGUUUGGAGAUUGUUUGAUUUGUACGGCCCAUUCUAGUGUUGUUUGAGUUAUGUCCUUUUAAUGUGUUAAUACCAGUAAUCAUAUUUUUUAUUUUGGGUAUCCCUUUCGUUGGCUGAAUUGCCAUGUAUACUCUUUAAAGUACACGUGUAGAAUGUGUAUAAAUACCAUAAUAAUAACUAGUAGAUGUACGUUGUAGCCUUACACUUCUAGAAAAACCUAUGGCUUUUUAUAUUCUUGUUAUGGUACUCAGGCUUUAUAACUCCUGGAUAAGUUUAAUAAUGUCAUGGUGGUGUAAAUUAAUGCAUAUAUCUUUUGGAAGCAUAAUUGAAUUUGCUUAUCUGUCAGUCUAGACAAGUCCAAUAUGCAUAUGUAAUUCUGACUCUUAAACAAUUUCUAUCUCAGAAUGAAGACCAUUCUCAGCAACCAGACUGUUGACAUCCCUGACAAGGGUGAGUAUUACUCCAAAAAUUAUUUAUAGUGUUGAUUUUCAUUGGGUCUGGCUUGUGCAAAUGUUUCUAACCUGCUACUUCUAUUUACAGUUGAUAUCCUCCUCAAGGGCCGCACAGUAACUGUGAAGGGGCCCAGGGGUGUCCUGCGCAAGAACUUUAACCACAUCAAUGUAGAGCUUUGCCUUCUGGGCAAGAAGAAGAGGAGGGUUAGUGUUUCUCUCUUAUACUUUGUUAAAGUGUAACAGCAUAGUCAUCCAUGAUUAACUGCUCCAAUUAAAAUUAUUUUUGAUGUGUCAAUCUGUUAUAGCAUUAUGCUUAUAGCCAUGUUGUAGCAUUAGUGUUACAGAUGUUAAACCAGCACUGUCCUAUCUACUCUCCUUUUUUUGUGCAAAGUUUCACCCAUGUUAAAGGGGGUUAACCGUGAAAAGAGUGUUUACAUUGCACACUAGUUACACCUAGUGGUAGUCACUCAGAUGGCCACUAAAGGUGCUUCCUGUGUCAGUGCUGCUCUGUGCAGUACCGAUGUUCAGUGUUUCCAUGCUGUGCAUGGAGGCACUGAAUGUUCCCCAUAGAGUUUAUUGAUUGGCACAGUGUGGCAUUUUGCUGCACGUGCCUGAUAGCCUUUUAAUGCUUUUCUAUGCAAAAGCAGUGGAUUGGCUGAGAUCAUCAAAAUUGAUCUCCGCCAUGGAGGUAGGGCCAGCUGCAGAAAGUCUAGUGCGGUGUGGGAGGAAAGGUGAGUAAAAUCGCCUUUAAUCUCUGGAAAGAGGGGGGCCGGGGACCUCAAUGACACCGCUACUAGAGGCUGGAUUAACCCUAUUGUAAACAGCAAUUUCUCUGAAACUGCUAUGUUUUCCGCUGCAGGGUUAACAAUAGAGGGACCUGACACCCAGACCACUUCAUUGAGCUGAAGUGGUCUGGGUGCCUAUAGUGGUCCUUUAAAGUUAUGGUUGAAUCCUGAAUUUUCAAAUCGUUUUAGCUGUAGUUUUGUGGUAUAUGAUAGUAACACUUAACGCAAUCAUGUUAACUUGAUAAAAGAAGUAAGCCUCUCCCUAUCUGGAGCUUCCAUUAGCUCUCCUAAACUAAUCUCUGCAAUGCUGGGUAGCUCAUUGGCUGAGAGCAUCAGAUGAUUGCUAUUGGUCAGUGAGUUAAACCUUGCACUGCUACGCUUGGCUCAGUGUUUCUGACCUGAACUGAAUGUAGCUGAGGUGGGCUGCCACCUGAUUUACCCUAGGAAAGCAGUCAAUCCAUUCCAAAGCUGUUUGAUUACAAUGGGGGUGCCAGGGUACUUCUGGGACUAUAAUCACUGCAAUAGUGGUUGUGGUGCUUGGAGUGUUCCUUUAACUUCCACGAUAAUAAUGGGAUAUGCCUAAUUGCCUAUAAAACCACAUAUGUAUUCUGAAGUUUUUCUUUCUUUAUUUCUAGCUCCGCGUAGACAAAUGGUGGGGUAACAGAAAGGAGCUUGCCACAGUGCGCACAAUUUGCAGCCAUGUGCAAAACAUGGUCAAGGGUGUCACAUUGGUAAGUUGAGUUUUAAAAAGCACAUUAGUUUGUCUGCAUCUAAAUCUUCACUUUUUCCAUCACUAGUCUGUUUUGUGUGCCUUACUGUGUAUUCUGAUUGGUGCAGACACUUUCCACAGAACAACUUGGGAAACGGUCACAUCAAGACUAUUUAACAUGCUUUCAUUUUUUUUGUUUUUUUAAAGUGUUUGUGAAAAUGGGAUACUUAUCCCCAAUCUUUAGUAUGACAGGAUAUUUCGGUCAUAAUCGUGCAGCUUUGGUCAGUGUUUAAGUCUUUGUAGUUUCCUUGAUUCUGCCAGAAAGUGAAGCUUACAAGGCCAUAGAGAGACUGUUUAUCUCAUCCUGUCAUAUACUAAAGGUAGGGAUGAGGUUUUGUUUUAACAUAGACCUCCUUUUUAAAAAAAAAAUACGUUCCUUGAUGAAAAACUUAUAUUACAUAGGUUUGAGGUGACAGUUGUUCCUUAAGCAAGUUGUGUGUGAUAGAUAUAUAUUUCCCCUAAAUCUACAUACAUAUAUAUCUAUAUAUAUAUCGUUUGCUUUUAGGUAGUUAUGGAACAUUGAGCGUUUUUUUUGAUCUGUACAGUGGAGUGUUAAUGACUGCAAAAAUGAAAUACUAUUUGAAAAACACAAUUUGGCUCUAAAAUAGUGGCGUUUUUAAAUCAUGGAAUCGAUAUACUAUAGUGUUUUAAUGUAAUACUACUUGGAAAUAGUUUUUACUUUCAGAGGGUAAAAUUUAAGAAAUAUUUUAGACAUUCUCCAUAAAUUGUUUAAUUUAGGUCGUAGCACCUUAAGCACAGCUAAGGAGAAAUAAAUAUAUAUAAUUUUACUAGUUUUAUUUGAUUCAGACACGUGUACUGCUCUAUGCCUAAAAUAUCUAGCACACUAAAUGAUGUCCGUCACUUGGUAUACACUUUAUUAUCCAUAUUACAUUUAGCAAAUAGCGCAUACCUAGAAGAUAGAAUUUUCUAAGACUUGUAGUAUUCACCGCAGCACACUUAUUAAUAUAACUGUCAAAGGGAUGCGGAACAGGUUACAUGAAUUGCUCUUCCCUCAAUAUCUGUGCCCAUAUAGAACUGGUACUUAUAAGGGUACCAAAUGGCUUUGCUACACCUGUUGUCUAUUUGUUACUUAGAACCUGUCAAUUGGUGACUUGAUUGAAAGGAAGGUUAGCUUUGCUUGAAAAUAACUUGUAAAUGUAUCAAUUGUCUCUGCUUUUCUUGUGCAGGGUUUCCGAUACAAAAUGAGGUCGGUGUAUGCUCACUUCCCCAUCAACGUAGUUCUUCAGGAAAAUGGGUCUCUGGUGGAAAUCAGAAACUUUUUGGGUGAAAAGUACAUCCGCAGAGUGCGCAUGAGAGACGGUACAUGAUAGCUUUUGCAUUGUCCCUGUAUUAUAAACUGUUACAUUUAACAAUAAAUGUCACCAUUACAAAUUGGUACAGGAACAAUAGGUUGAGGAGCCUGCUUUAACGAAAUUACUCUAAUAACUGGGUGACAUUUCUGCGUAACGUCGUGUGAGCAGACUUUUAAUUGAGUUUUGGAUAAUUUAGUUCAUAGCAUCUUGUAUCUGUCAGAAUGGUUAUUGGUGCCUGUUUGGAUUUUAAUAUCAAUAAAUAAAAUCUAGCCUCUGCUUCUACACUGUAUAGAGCAUGUUCACAUUGUUAGGUCAAUGUAUGUGAAUCUUGAAAGUUCUGUUUAGUUAUCUCUAUAUAAAUUUGUAAGCCUCAUGUAAACGGUGAUAUGAGAGCGGCAAGAAUUUUAGCUCACCUAUUAUAUUUUAUUUUUUUGCCGAUGCAGUUCAUCUGGCAUGCACAGGCAGGUUGUUAGUAUAACUAGUGCUUGAAGUAGGUUCCAUGCUGACUUCUACAGUGGUUUAUUCCUGAGCCAGCUGUUUUGUUGCAUAACAUAAAGUAAUUCUAUUUAUGUGAAAUUUCUCUAUGAAAUAUGCUUGGGUAAUGAGGCUAGUUUCUUUUAGUUAAAAAAAAAAAUUUGUGUGAAUGCAAGCAAUUAAUACUCUUGGAAGCGUAUGAUUGCUCAAUUUCUUCAGGGCUUCAUGGAGUUCUAAUAAACUACAUUAAUUGUAUUGUCUUACACGAACACGUUUUUAUCUCUGCAGGAGUGAUUUGCUCCCUGUCUCAAGCCCAGAAGGAUGAACUGAUUCUUGAAGGAAAUGACAUUGAACUUGUAUCCAACUCAGGUAUGUCUACCAGUGUGGCAUAAUGUAACAAAUGCAAUGACUAAAUACAUGCGUAGACGACAGAAUUGGUAUAAAACAGUACUUUUUCACACCUAUUGAAAUUCUUGCCACUAUCUGCUUGAACUUGUUGGCAAAGAAAACCUCAAACAGUGAAGACAAUGGACAGCCCAUUUCAUACAGUGGCUUAUUGCCAUUUUCUUGAUCACAUCUGUUACAUUUUGUUUUCUGCAACAACGCAGGGUUGACUUACCAAAGAACCCAGUGUUUGUAGAAAGACUCUGUAUGAUUUGGUAGAUUUUCUUUACAUAUGCCAACUUUAACAUGGCUGCCUGCACAUCAGAAAAAUUAGCAGUUUUCAUUUUUUAUUUUUUUAUUCCUAUCUUCAGACUUGAAUACACCAAAUCUCAUUGGGUUCUUCUGAGACUCUUGCAAAUUGUGAUUUCUAAAUUUUCUUGUCAAUUUUCUUUCAGCUGCUUUGAUCCAGCAAGCCACCACAGUCAAAAACAAGGAUAUCAGAAAGUUCUUGGAUGGUAUCUACGUUUCAGAGAAGGGAACUGUCCAGCAGUCCGAUGAGUAAAAUGUAAGUAAAAUUUGACGCAGACUGCUUACCUUAUUUCCUGGGUAUAUAUGCCACUCCACUACCCACAUCAGCGAUGUGGGUCAGGAAUGGUCUUGUAAAUGAGUUUAUUUCUAACUUUAGAGAUAUUCAGAGUCUUUAAAAAAAAAAAAAGCCCUGUAGUGGUUGACUAAAGAUAUUAGAUUAAGUUUAAAUGUAUGUGCUCUAAAUUUGGCAGUGGGUAUGCACAAAAUUAAGUUUUAGACCUAUUAAAUGUCUUGUGAACUUUUCUGCUUUUAAGUAAUUAAAAGGAAAUACCCCUACGCCACCUUCCUGAACAACCACAAUAUUGCAUUUUAGUUGGAUGAUCUGCUAUUUUGGAAACUGUCUGUUUUUCAAAAUAGAGCACUUUUUUCUGCCUGACCUAAAUGUUGAAGUCACUAAGAUUGGUCCGUUCCUGAAAAGCCAGACAGUUGCACACUAGUGAGCAUUGGACUGGAUAACUCAAACAAUCAGAGGAGGCAACAAAAUGGCUGGGAUUUUCAGUAUACAUGAUUUAAAAGCUGUUUUCUUGCAAAGAUUAAGGUAUUAAAGAAACUGACACCAACAUUUAAGUAAACUAAAUGACUAACAAUGUACUUUAUUGAAUAGUCUAUUAGUGGGAUAUUUUGCAAAGCACAAAUUGAACAGUUAUGUUAAUUUUACUUUAUUGAGAACCUGUUUACUGAUUCCUUUUUUAUUCUGUUUCCUUUACAGAGUUUUCAGAUAUCUGAAUCCUGUGUCCCUUCAAUCAAUAAAAUAACUUUAUCUAAAUAUGGCUUUUGUGGGGGUUUUUGUUUGUUAUUGGUAUUGUCAGGC